Molecule: messenger RNA, 1929 nt
Organism: Glarea lozoyensis ATCC 20868
Lineage: Eukaryota; Fungi; Ascomycota; Leotiomycetes; Helotiales; Helotiaceae
Product: Sec1/munc18-like (SM) protein
Exons: 5
Coding region: 1-1929 (642 amino acids)
Biological process (GO): vesicle-mediated transport; intracellular protein transport
Cellular component (GO): fungal-type vacuole; CORVET complex
Source: RefSeq, a predicted model, not a curated record
AUGGCUCCCAGUGCUGUUUUCGAUACGGACCAGAUCAAGGACAAGGCGAGGAAAGAUCUUCUUUACUUGCUAGAGGGCGUUCCUGGAAAGAAAAACCUGGUCAUUGAGAAAGCUUUGGCUGGUCCAAUAGGCAUAUUUGUCAAGUUCUCGACAUUGCAGGAUUAUGGUGUUGAUAAAGUUUUUCUAUUGGAAAAUGGAAAUGCAGACGUCAGUCAGCAAAAUGUUGUCUUCAUUGCAAGGGGAGAGUGUGCAAAGCAUGCUCAAUCUAUAGCUGAUCAUAUUAAGCGUAUGCAACGAGAAUCGCAGACUGCACAUGAGUUUUCAAUAUUCUGGGUGCCUCGGCGGACACUUGUCUCUGAGAAGAUCCUCGAGGAAGCGGGUGUACUUGGCGAUGCGAGCAUUUCAGAGUUUCCUCUCUACUUUUUACCUCUUGAAAAAGAUGUAUUGUCCCUUGAAUUAGACGACUCAUUCUCCGACCUCUACCUUCGAAAGGAUCCUACUCCAACUUAUAUCUUGGCACGUGCGUUGAUGUUAGUGCAACAGAAACAUGGCCUUUUCCCUAGAAUUACCGGCAAAGGCGAUAAUGCAAAGAAGCUCGCGGACCUGCUUGCGCGCAUGCGACAAGAACUGAUCGCCGGCGAAGACACGAGUGAAGGCAACAAGCUGGGGCUCACUCCAAGUACAACAAUCGAAAGUCUGAUUGUGAUUGAUCGCGAAGUGGACUAUGCUACGCCACUACUUACUCAAUUGACAUAUGAGGGGUUGAUAGAUGAGACUGUAGGCAUUGCGAACAAUCAAGCCGAUGUAGAUUCUUCAGUAGUAGGCGCGGCACCACAGCCAGCACCAGGAUCUUCAAAGACUGUAGGGGCAGCACAAGCACAAGGGAAGAAGAGGAAAAUUGCCCUCGAUUCUUCUGAUAAGCUGUAUCACCAGUUGAGAGAUACCAACUUUGCCAUCACACGGGCAAAAAGCACGGCCGAGCUGCGGGACUUUGUAAACAAACUUCCUGGCUACCAAGCUGAACAGCAAAGUCUUAAGAUCCAUACGGGACUUGCUGAGGAAAUUAUGAGGCAUACACGGACUGAGCAGUUUAGCAGAUUGCUAGAGGUGCAACAAAACCUAGCAGCCGGUGCGGAUCCUUCUUCUCAGCACGAAGCCAUCGAGGAGCUCAUUGCUCGAGACGCUCCAAUUUCCGAGGUUUUGCGCAUCCUCUGUCUUGAAUCAUGUAUCGCUGGUGGUAUAAAACCCCGAGAGCUGGAAAAUUUCAAGAAGAUGAUUUUGCAAGCGUAUGGCUACCAGCACAUCCUAACUCUCGACGCCCUCGAGAAACUGCAGUUACUUUUGUCGCGAACCUCCCCAAUGGCUACAAUGAUUCCAAUAUCCUCGAGUGUGGCAACGACAGGCACGAAAACGAAUUAUACAUAUUUGCGCAAAGCUCUUAGGUUGAUUGUGGAUGAGGUCAACGAACAUGAUCCGAAUGAUAUCGCUUAUGUGUAUAGUGGAUAUGCGCCACUGUCGAUACGACUUGUGCAAUGUAUUUUGCAGAAGCAGUACCUCGCAUCCAUUACCCGGGGUGGCAGCGCGAAUAAUACGGCUAGCGUAGCGACAGGCGGUCCCUCUCAGGGAUGGAAAGGCUUUGAGGAGGCUAUAAAGCACGUUCGCGGGCAGACUUUCGACGAGGUGCAAAAGGGCGAGGACAAGGCGGUUAAAGCGAGAGCACUGUUGACGGGCAGUGGCGAAAAAAAGACCGUCUUCGUUGUUCUUUUAGGAGGGAUUACAUCUACAGAGAUCGCUGCUCUGCGAUUCAUUGCGAAAAAGGAAGAAGCCCGGAAACAGAUCAUCAUCUGCACAACUUCCAUUAUUAGCGGAAGCAGAAUCAUGGAUGUAGCAAUUGAAAAGGGUAGCCUGGGGAAAAGUAAUACUACAUAG